AAUGGCCGUUCCCAUGCCCUAUGAGUUGACAGAGACUAGCUUGAUAUAGCCACGGAAUUAAAUGUUAUUUAAGUCCGUGAUAUAGCGUAACAUCAUGGACAGGUUCAAACAGUCGACAAUUGCACGAGGUUUUAGCAGAUUGACAUCCAGAUACAGAAUAUUUAUAGAUGGAAUACCCUUUCUGAUGUCCUUGUUUGUUGGAGGAUUUUUCCUGUCAAGGAUUUCAAAGAAACGCUUUGUUAAAGACGUUUUGAAUGUGCCAACCAAAGAGGAGAUGUUGGCAGCAGGGAUUGAUAUAGAUACAGAUUUGGCCUCAGCAGAGUUGGAAGAAGAAUUAAAGAAUAUAAAGAAAUCUCUUAACACCGAGGACUGGGAAAACGUACCCAUCACUAAGUGACAUGUAAUCGUGGCUUUACCCGGGUAAUGGUACGGAGGACUGGGAAAACGUGCCCAUCACUAAGUGACAUGUAAUCGUGGCUUUACCCGGGUAAUGGUACAGAGGACAGGGUCUGGACUGGGUCACGCUGCUGAGCUAACACUGGGACCAAAUUCUUCAAUGCUGCAACCCUUUAAAGGCAUAUUUGAUCAAAAUAUCAAAUUGAAGCUCAACUGAAAUUAUUGCCUCCCCUUAUUGAAACGCUUCCCUUAGACUUUUACUGGGUAGUAUAAUUUAGACUUGUUUGUCUGUUUGAGGAUGAGACAGAUGUCUGAAAAAUGUGUAUGCAGUGUAACAGAGAUUAAAUUCUUGUAAGUGAUCUUGAAAAUCUAAUAUGGUGACAAGGAAGUUUGUAACUGUGAUAAAUAUUGCCUAUGUUACAUGUUCCGUAUCACACGUGCUUGUAUGUUACAGGAAGUGGUUGUGUGGUCAGAUAUAUAACCUAUCGUAUUUGACCUGAUACUCCCUCAGCCUCAGUUUGCUCUCACAAAAUCGUGUAAAUGUGGUGCAUUUAUAACUAAAUAUAAAGAAACAUUUGUUUCUUGCUUUCCCAGCAUAAGUUAGAAUGACUUUCUCAAUGUUCUUUCUUUAGGUAUUUAAGAUAAGCAAUAUUUAUAUAUUUAUGUCUGAAAAAAUAAAGUUUAUAACAGAAUUUUACAGAAUAUGAAGCACCUACAUGUCUAUUUUUGAGCGGUGCAUUGAAAACGGUCAUUAUUCUCUUUUGCCUAAAUGUAAUGCUUAGGUAAAGAACAUUCAUGAAUUGCUGGUUUCUUUCAGAAAAAAUGCAUGUAUUUCCUUUAUAACAAUGGCUCUGGAUUUCUCAUCUUGACAAUGUAAGAAUAUUUUGAUUGAUAUAUAUAUAAGUUUUUGAGCGACUUAUGCAAGCUUCAUCUCUUUAAAAAAGCAAGAUUGAAGUUUUAAAUGACAGGUGGGCUUAUUAGGUGAAAUAGGAUACUGCAUAGUUUUUAUUUUACUCAAGGUAUAUUUUCAUGGUUAUGAGGGAAUAUACAAGUGUAUGAAUUUCAUGCAGUGUUGAAUUUUUAGGUCACCUGAGACAAAGUCUCAAGUGACCUAUUGCGAUCGCCUUUUGUCCGGCGUCGUGCGUCCGUAAACAAUUUACAUUUUCGACUUCUUCU
Molecule: messenger RNA, 1572 nt
Organism: Mizuhopecten yessoensis (Yesso scallop)
Lineage: Eukaryota; Metazoa; Mollusca; Bivalvia; Pectinida; Pectinidae
Exons: 4
Coding region: 95-397 (100 amino acids)
Cellular component (GO): mitochondrial membrane
Source: RefSeq, a predicted model, not a curated record